AUGAGCAUAUCGGAGGUUCUUCAUAAAUAUGGAUCUUCCGCCACAAAGACUAUUGAUGAAAACCUCAUUUCAACGGUUGCUGUCGUCAAUAUUCCACUGAGAGUAGUAGAACAACCCAACGUAAGUUGGGCUUUCGACAUGAAAAAGUGCAUCGACGGAACCCCAUUGCUGACCCAAUUGUGCGGUGAGGACGUGGUGGCUGCCUGCUCGCAUUCUGGUCUCGUUGUAUGUGUCCGGGUCCGUGACGGUCGUUGUUUAUGGAAGACUCAAAUCACCACUCGAUUUGAAGCAUCUGUGGCAAGAUCUGGAGAAUAUUUUGUUUUAGGAGGAUAUGACGGGAAUGUGUAUUUUCUGUCAAUGCUCAAUGCAUACGACCGAAAACUCUACAAACUUGAUUCGAGAAGUAGAAAGUGUGUCUGGUCGUGCUUGAUCCAAAGUGGUUCGCCUGCAUGUCCUCUUCUGUUGGAGAGAACCGUCAUAGUCACGACUAUAAAGGGCAGCGUGGAGGCAAUUGAUAUUAACGAAGGAGUGCAUGUCUGGACGUUUGAAGCGAAUGCUCCUGUGUUUUCCGCUGUCUCACCUUACGGUACAUCGGGAUUUGUAGGCUCAGUUGAUGGCACAGUUAUGAAAAUUGGGUUGGACAACGGUGAAAAAGAGCUCGCUGUGAAUAUUCAUGAACCUGUUUUCUCUGAAGUCAGAUUUUUGAACGAUCUCAUCUACAUUGUAACCGAGCGUGGAUCACUUUUCGUAGCAGAUUCAAUGCUGAACAUACUUCGUCAUUUUCGGUUCGAAUCUCAUAGAUUUGUUGUCCCGCCUAUGCGCAUGGACGUUCGUACCGUUUGUAUCGUUUCAUCAUAUGGAUCUCUGAUUAUUUACGACGAGGGUGGCAAUUGUGCCCGCGCUUUUCGUCUUGGUGGAGGUCAUGUAUUUUCUUCUGUAGUGUAUUUGAAGGAGAAAGGCCUUGCGUUAGUCGGUUGUAGGGAUAACUUCCUGCGCUGUUUCAUAUUUCCUUCCAUUUCGGAUUAAUUACAAAUUCAAAAUUUUCAGUUGUAAAGAAUAAAACGUUCAAGCUUCCUGGUUCAUGUUUUCACUUGCAAAAUCAUGCUGGAUGCGG
Messenger RNA from Cylicocyclus nassatus, 1114 nucleotides. The record is from the annotation of a GenBank genome assembly. Lineage: Eukaryota; Metazoa; Nematoda; Chromadorea; Rhabditida; Strongylidae.